This is a messenger RNA of Aspergillus nidulans FGSC A4, 1528 nucleotides long. RefSeq lists its product as uncharacterized. Bases 209 to 1528 code for a protein of 439 amino acids. The transcript is spliced from 5 exons. Gene Ontology annotation, cellular component: membrane. Lineage: Eukaryota; Fungi; Ascomycota; Eurotiomycetes; Eurotiales; Aspergillaceae. The record is from RefSeq and is a predicted model, not a curated record.
UCCCAGCAUACUUUCGUCCACUCCUUUCCGAUUUCUACAGAGCGAUGAAAUGAUCAAGAUAUCGGCGCACCCAGUGUCUUGACACUUGACCCCAACCGUGACAACGUACGGAGCCUGGCACUCGAUCGCUGUCUCUCCUGGAAUCCUGGUAUCUAAGAAGCGAUUACCGCAGCGCGCUACUAUCUCAGUCCAGUAGUCGACCAGGAAAAUGAAACUCCCUCCUCCCGAAGUGCUUCUUAGCUGGCCCACGCCGAAUUACAUUAAUCCUCCCACUCGCAGUCAUGGCGUGCUCAUUGCAAGCAUUAUCUUCUUGGCUUUAUCGACUAUCAUAACUGCCCUUCGGUUAUAUACCCGGCUACGAAUUACGCGCACAGCUGGUCUGGACGACAUUCUAGUCGUCCUGGGGCUGGGCUUCGGAAUCGGCAUGGCCGUUGUCUUAUGCUUAGCAACAGAAGACUGGGGCUGGGUCAGACAUAUAUGGGACGUGCCGCUGGAUUGGAUACCGAUGGUCUCCAAACUAAAUCUCAUAUUCCAGAUCUUCUUUUCUUUGUCUUGCUCCUUGACAAAGCUUUCACUAUUAUGGUUCUGCAAGCGCCUCCUCAUUGUUGGCAACAAGGGCAUCUAUUCGACAUACAACAUCGCCAUGAUAGUAGGCAUGGUGGUUGUGGCCGUUUCCAGCGCGCUUUUUGUCCUUAUCAGUAUCUUCCAAUGCCGACCGAUCAAGGCAUACUGGGAUCUAGAGCCCAAAUACCCGCACACUUGUCUCAAUGACGGAGCCAUAGUCUUUUCCGCCAGUACCAUCAACAUCUUCACGGAUGUCUUGACCACUAUCCUGCCCAUGCCGUUGAUCUGGAAACUGAAGCUGCCCGCUCGGCAGCGCCUUGCUGUGAUGGGUAUUUUUGGUCUGGGAAUUAUUGUUGACGUCGCUGGCGCAAUACGGACAUACUACGUCUGGCAGAGUAUGAUUGCCUCCUACGACACCACUUGGAAAGGGUGGCCUGUCUUGCUGGCAGCAACGGUGGAAAUCAACCUCGGCCUGAUUUGCGCCUCUGCUCCAGCAUUACGACCACUGGUCAACUUUUUCAUCCCCCGUCUUCUUGGCACCUCAUAUCGCUACGGUUCGGAUCGCGGAUACCGCUCGAGAAAUUUCGAGAACUCGCGCCAGUCGUGGAGGCUCAAGUCAUUGACUGGAAACUCGUCGAAACCAUCUAGGCAUUCGAACUUCUACAAUGUCGAUGCAAAAAUAUCCAGUGAUCACCUGAAGGUUUUCCGGACCGUCGAGAUGGAGACGCAUAGCGAGAGUCGCACGUCUUAUGAUCCAACCGGGACCGCCUGUGAUAUCACCAGCCGACCUCAAUCUCCGAUUGGGGACGUCGCGCGUCUCACCAACGACAGUGAAACUCUCAAAAACCCUACGUUGAGCGAAAGGUCAAUAUCGCCUCCGACUCCGUCUAUACGAAGUGAUGUAAGGAGUAUUCCCAGCCGUCACACGAAGGAAUCACUCUACACAAAUAACGAGUACAUGUAA